This is a messenger RNA of Xiphias gladius (swordfish), 1035 nucleotides long. It is a transcript of the gene jam2b, whose product is annotated as junctional adhesion molecule 2b. Gene Ontology annotation, cellular component: protein complex involved in cell adhesion; cell surface; tight junction. The record is from RefSeq and is a predicted model, not a curated record. The transcript has 11 exons. Gene Ontology annotation, biological process: leukocyte tethering or rolling. Bases 1 to 1035 code for a protein of 344 amino acids. Lineage: Eukaryota; Metazoa; Chordata; Actinopteri; Istiophoriformes; Xiphiidae.
AUGUGUCCCCUGCUUGCUCUGCCUGCUCAGAGGACGUUGGUCUCCCUGAACUUCGGGACGGCUGCAGAUCUCCCGCCUGUGCGCGCCCCCCCGUCCCCGUCCCCACCUCAGGACGGAUCCGAACUCCUGAGUCCGCGGCUGGAGAUGAACACCAUGAAGUUGCUGGCGAUGCCUCUUCUCAUCGCGUUAUUGCAGGGUCCUGUCUGUCUGUCACUGACUGUAAGCAGCAGUAAACCCAGUGUGGAGGUCCAUGAGCACACAGACGCAGUGCUGGCCUGUGAGUUUAGGACACAGCAAGAUCAGCACCCUCGAAUCGAGUGGAAGAAGAUAGGAAAGGUGGUGACGUUUGUGUACUUUGACCACAAAUUUACCGGGUCUUACGCAGGACGGGCCAAGAUAGAGGGAGCGACGCUGACGAUACACUCUGUUACUCAGAGGGACUCGGGGGAGUACCGCUGUGAGGUGACUGCCGUCGAGGACCACAUCAGCCUGGGAGAGGCCACUGUAACCCUCAAUGUGCUUGUGCCUCCUCAUGUCCCGUCCUGCGAGGUGCCGAGCUCGGUGUUUGUCGGCUCAGACCUAGAGCUUCUCUGUAAAGACAAACUGAGCGUGCCUCCUGCCACCUACCGCUGGUACAAAGACAACAGGGCUCUGACGGCCACGGCAGACACGCCAUACAGCAUUGACACAAACAAGGGCACGCUGAAGUUUAAGAGCGUGUCCAAAACAGACACGGGGAUGUACCGCUGUGAGUCCUCCAACAGUGUAGGGGCGCCCAAGAGUUGUGUGGCCCAACAACUGAAAGUUACUGAAUAUCCUUUGAAUAUGACAGUUUUGAUAACAGGUGCUGCAGGUGUUCUGCUGCUCAUCCUCCUCUUCUGCAUCUGUGUGUGUGUCUGCCGACGCCGAGGCUGCUGCAAGAAGGAAAAGAAAACGAAAAGCACCAAGUACUACAACCCUCCUCCUCCUCCUCCUCCUCCUCCUCCCGCUCGCAAUCUCAAGCACUACAAACAAACUAAGUCCUUCAUGAUCUGA